AUGUCCGACGCCGAGUCGUCUGGCGCGACGACAGACUAUGACGACCUUGAUCUCGAUCUCGAUCUCGAUCUUGAUACCACAGCGUCCGAUCUGACCUUUGCCAUGAUGUCGGACGAUACCGUCAUCGGUGACGCGCCGCAGCACUCGGUCGGCUCGGUCGCUGCGUCGCGGCUCAACUACGACGCUGGUGGCGACAUCAACUACGCCGAUCGGCUGCAGGAUGGCACCGACGUGGCCAAGAUCCGGAACGACCCCGUUAUUCAAGCCCGCCUCCUCGAGGUCCUCACCCUCUCGGCGUACAAGCGGCUCAACGACGAGGGCGCCCGCAAGUUCUCGCUUAUCCGCGCCAUUCGCUCGUCGUACGUGGCCCAGGGCCUGUGGAUGGUCUUCCUCUCGCUUGUCUUCCUCGUCUUCUCGCCGCUCAUCCUCGCUGGUCUCCUCGUCUAUCUCCCGUGCCGCAUCUUUAACCGCUCCGGGUACAGCGACCCGCUCAAGUCGUACAUCUUUGUCCUGCUCUUCACCGCCGUCCCCGUCGGCGCCUUCACCAACGUCGUUCUCGCCAUCACCACUGACGUCUCGGUCUCGAAAACCGAAACGUUCAUGCCACUCGUCCUCUACUUGACCAUCACCGUCACCCUCGGCAUCAUCCGCGGCGUCAACGAGCGGGUCCGCGGCCGCCGGCGCCGCGAGUUUGAGCGCGGCGAUGAGGAGUCGACAUCGUCGUCGUCAUCCGGCACGUUUCUCAGCGACUCGUCAGCUUGCUCUGCUGACCAGCUGAUGUACAUGCUCGACAAGAAUCAUCGCGAUGUGCUCUACCAGGAGCUGACCAACAAGCUCGUUUUCUUCAUGAACGACCAGACCGAGGUCCUCACCUCGUCGACCUUUAUCUUUGCCACUGCUACCUUUUCGUUUGUCGUCGCCGUCGCCCACGCCUUUGUCGGCCCCAUCUUCCGCGCCGUCAACGACGACGGCCGCGACUUUUACGGCUCUGUCGGCUCGACGGUGAUUCAGGAUCGCAUUGUCCUCUUGGUCUCGAUCUACUGCAUGGUCAUCAUUGGCACCGGCUUUGUCUUUGCGGUCAUUCUCUCUGCGGCCGAGUUCUGGGAGCGGACUCGCAAGUACUCGUUCUACCACGGCCUUGCCGACGGCUCGGUCCCGCUCUUCCGCGACGCCAUCGACUACCGGCUGGCCUUUAUCAAGCCGCCCGACAAGAAGGAUCUCGGCGGCCGGUUCCAGCUCAAAUUCGACAAGCCGUUCAACCUCAAGGUGUGGAUCCUGCUCCGCGAGCAAGUCCGCGACAUGGGCAGUGACGAGAUGGCCACCAUUCGCGAGUCGACAGUCCUCAUCGCGCUCUUCUAUCUCCUCAUCUUUGCCCUCAUCAUGUUCUACCGCGUCGUAGUCAUCUCGGUUGCUCUCGACGAGCUCGCCGUCUUUACUCUUGUCGACUCAAUCUUCUUCCUCGCCUACCUGCUCUCGGUUGGCCAGGCCGGCAUCAUCCUCACCUCGUACAAUGCUCGCGACAACGAUCUUCUCCGCAACUCAGUCCUCCAAGUCCAAGGUCACCGCGACAAGCUCGAGGUCAAGCUCCGCGAGAAGCGCGAUGCCCUGACAAAGUCGCGUGACAAGCGCGACGCCAAGAAGGACAAUGACUCGGCCUUCAAGAAGUACACCAAGCAAAUCAAGAAAAAGAACAAGGAAAUCGCCGCUCUCACCCUCGAAGCCGACCAGGACGACUUGCUCAUCUCUACCAUGCGCACGCUUAUGGAGUCCAACGCCCACGAGGAUCCUGUCAAGGUCUCCGGCAUUCCGCUCACAACGGAUCUCCGCAACAAGCUCCUUGGCCUGGGCGUCUCGUCCAUUACCGCAGGUGCAGUCCGCGUCUUCAACAUUGCGUAGUAGGCUUCAGCGGGCAGCACGUAGUUUUAGCUUUGCCCCGCAUUCCCGCUCGACUCCGUGACGGCCGCGGCCUGGGCAAGGAGCCGGUCGACGCCGGUGAUGCGGACAAUCCGCCCGUUAAACUCGCUCGAAAUGUCCGCCUCGAUGUGGUUCUUGAGCUCGCGAAUCUCGC
Messenger RNA from Thecamonas trahens ATCC 50062, 2068 nucleotides. RefSeq lists its product as uncharacterized. Lineage: Eukaryota; Apusomonadida; Apusomonadidae. The record is from RefSeq and is a predicted model, not a curated record. The coding region runs from base 1 to 1896 and encodes 631 amino acids. The transcript has a single exon.